Messenger RNA from Cooperia oncophora, 468 nucleotides. Lineage: Eukaryota; Metazoa; Nematoda; Chromadorea; Rhabditida; Trichostrongylidae. The record is from the annotation of a GenBank genome assembly.
AUGCGCAGUGUUGGUGAAGGAAGUCGAUUUCAGCAAAGCGCGCCGAUUCCGCUGCCAGCACCAAGCCAAAGCUAUAGUUACAGCACGGAGACUCGGACUUCUACCCAGGCGAUACCCGCGCCGGCACCUGCGCCGACGUCCAACUAUCAGCAACACAGUAACUACAGCCACCACUCGUCGCACACAAGCGAAACAUCGAAGGCAAUACCCAUCCAGCCAGCGAAAUCCAAUUUCGAGGAACAUAGGAGAUCAUAUCAUUCGGAAGAAAAACGCACUUCAACGUCAACACCUACGCAGCGUGUAAUGUUUGAGGUGACCGCAGAGCAAAUGAGAACCCUGCUGAAGACGUCGAAUUACUCGUACUUGCACACACACAACGUUGAUUAUCUCAUCGACUGGGGGCAACAUUCAGUGGAUAUCCUCAACAUCAUUCAUGUCCGAAAGAUUACAUUGAUGCUUUGGACGUAA